Molecule: messenger RNA, 863 nt
Organism: Quercus lobata
Lineage: Eukaryota; Viridiplantae; Streptophyta; Magnoliopsida; Fagales; Fagaceae
Exons: 2
Coding region: 12-695 (227 amino acids)
Biological process (GO): mitotic G2 DNA damage checkpoint signaling
Cellular component (GO): nucleus
Molecular function (GO): chromatin binding
Source: RefSeq, a predicted model, not a curated record
UGUGCAACCAAAUGCAGUCUGUUUGCAAAGUGUUCGCGCAGGGAUUCGUCGCCAAGGACCUCCGUGGCUUCGUCCAGUCCUUCAACAUGUCCCGCGCCAUUACUCAACCAUCCCCACUUCCUCUUCCACAAUUCCAAGAAGAAGAAGAAGAAGAAGAUAUUGUCCACGACGAUCGCGUUCACAAUAACAAGAGACGAAUCAGCGAUUGGAGUCAAUUCCUUGAUCCUGUGGAUGUAGAAGAGCAGCAGGUUGAGGAAGAAAGUGAUUUUGAGCCUAAGAUUGUGACGGAGUUGCCAGAGGAUUUGUUCAAGAAACAAAAACUCAAUGCCAAUGCAGACCUUCUCUACAAGCCGGUUUUCUCCAACAGAAAUUCCACCGCCAAAAAUGUCAUCUCCCCAAACAAGGACCCAAGGAGGUAUCAGCCUUUCGCCAAGGGCUCUUCACAAAGGAAUGACCGCAUGAAACAGGAUGAUGAAGGCCAGGAGCCAAGAAGGAAACCUCAGCUUCCAUUUCCAACUACCAAAGCCAAAGGGGUUUCCAAAUGGAACGACUACAUUGCGCAAGAUGAUAAUGAUAACUUGCAACUUGGAAGUGGCAGGAAUUUUGAACACCAGCUGCAUUACCAUACCUUGGAGUUCGAGACCAUAAACAAUGAUCAAAGGGUUGAAGAUGAUGUCCACCCUGAUUUCUUGUGAAGCUUGUUCCACAUUGUGCUGUGCAUCCUCCCUUCUCUCAUACGGAUGUGAAUUGCAUCCAUGUAAACACGCUAUGUUUGGAAGUUUAGAUGAAAAGAAGAGGAAGUACUUCUCUUUUUUGUUUCGAUGUUUUGAAAAUUGAAAGAGAAGGGAGGAAUAGAUACCUUA